AUGUCUUCCACAGCAGUGGAUUGGACCUCCGUCCUCAUCAACCUCUGCAACCUCGCCGUCAACGUUCUUUGUCUCCUCGGAGAGGAACCAGUCCGACGAUGGGUCCGUCAACGCUCCGCCACGCCAACGACAGGAAGCGGAGAUACUGAGAUGGGUCAGGGGGGCGAGUUAGAAGAGGUGCGUAGGUCCAUUUCCCAAUUAACAGUACGCCUAGAUAAUAUCAACACACACCCCACUGUCUCUACCGCCUCCCCUCCUGCUCCUGCGGCUGUUCCCGACCCCCCCAUUAUUAUUAUUAUGCUUCCUGUCUUCAUCCUCGCUCCCGCUCCGCCUUCGCCUCCUCACACAGUCUUUACCGAAACACCCACAGUCACUACCGAAGAUCCCACAGUCAUUACCGAGCCCCCCACUGUCGUUACCGUUUCUCGUUCCUCCACCCCAGACAUCUUCUUCUCUCUUCCCCCCUCUCCCAGCCAUAGUGAGUACAGCGAUAGAUAG
Molecule: messenger RNA, 498 nt
Organism: Trichoderma asperellum CBS 433.97
Lineage: Eukaryota; Fungi; Ascomycota; Sordariomycetes; Hypocreales; Hypocreaceae
Source: RefSeq, a predicted model, not a curated record